Messenger RNA from Egretta garzetta (little egret), 687 nucleotides. RefSeq names its product trafficking protein particle complex 4 (gene TRAPPC4). The coding region runs from base 51 to 305 and encodes 84 amino acids. Gene Ontology annotation, cellular component: TRAPP complex. The record is from RefSeq and is a predicted model, not a curated record. The transcript has 3 exons. Lineage: Eukaryota; Metazoa; Chordata; Aves; Pelecaniformes; Ardeidae. Gene Ontology annotation, biological process: endoplasmic reticulum to Golgi vesicle-mediated transport.
UCGCCAUCGGGUCGCAGCUGUCGCCCGAGGUCGGGAGCUCCGGGAUCGAGAUGCUGGAGACGGACACCUUCAAGCUGCACUGCUUCCAGACGCUGACAGGCAUCAAAUUCAUGGUUCUUGCUGACCCGAGGCAGGCGGGGAUAGAUGCCCUUCUCCGCAAGAUCUAUGAGAUUUACUCCGACUUUGCUCUGAAGAAUCCUUUCUACUCCCUGGAGAUGCCAAUCCGAUGCGAGUUGUUUGACCAGAACUUGAAACUUGCUCUGGAGGUGGCAGAGAAAGCUGGACCCUUCGGACCUGGAUCGUAGAGAAAGCCUCGCCUGUUGCACGGACUCCUUUCUCCCAAGAGCAGGGCCUCUCUCUCCCCCGCCUGGCCUCUCCCAGAGUGCUCUCCUCCACAGCAGAGACUGCAUAUCCCUGAAAUGUGCUUCAUUAUCUCCCAAGAUACUGUUUUAUGCCCCCUCAUUGUGAAAUUUACCUUAAACAGACCUGUUACUGCUGUUUACACUGGGCCACAGAGGCUUAUGCUGCUGUUGCGGCUCCCCUGCCCUUGAGUGAAGAAAGAAAGAGAAGGUGCGGGUCCGUGGCCCUACCAGAGUCGAUGGUUUUCUUUCAUUUCAUAAUUGUAUAUAUGGAUUUUCCUGUAUAGCUCUAACUUAUGGUUUUGCAGAGGGUUUCUACAUAGAAGUA